Nanorana parkeri is the source of this 1252-nucleotide messenger RNA. Its product is annotated as arylacetamide deacetylase-like 4. The coding region runs from base 38 to 1252 and encodes 404 amino acids. NCBI's taxonomy places the organism in Eukaryota, Metazoa, Chordata, Amphibia, Anura, Dicroglossidae. The record is from RefSeq and is a predicted model, not a curated record. Gene Ontology annotation, molecular function: carboxylic ester hydrolase activity. The transcript is spliced from 4 exons. Gene Ontology annotation, cellular component: membrane.
CGGCACUGAUCCUGAAAGUCACACCACAGUGGAAGCCAUGCUGCUGCUUGUGAUAGGGAUUUCCUUGUUACUUUGUAUUCUGCUGUUUUUGGGUACCACUUACCUCGAAAGUUCAAAAGCUGAGUAUCCACCUGGGAUUGCGAAUCCAGCGGAGCUUCGGAGGAUUCACAUAGUAUCCACGGGGUUAACAAUUCUGGGGAAGACGCUGGAGAGAUUUGGAAUAUGCCGCGAGAUCACACUCUUUCGUUUUAUGGUCCAGCUGGGUAAGCGGAGACUGGAGAACGACCCGGAGCUCAGCAUGAAAAACUUGACAUUUGAAGGCGUGCCGGUGAGACUCUACCAGCCCAGACUGCCCUCUGCUGGGGACAGAAAGGGAGUUGUGUUCAUCCAUGGAGGAGGAUUUGUAUUUGGGAGUAUUGAGAGCUACGACAGCUUUUGCCGACACAUGUCAAAGAAGUCUGGAGCUGUGGUGGUUUCAGUCGGGUACCGCCUGGCACCGGAGCACAGAUACCCUGCAGCAUUUGAUGACAGUUUAAAUGCCACGAUCCACUUCCUCAAGACAGCAAAGCAUUAUGGUGUAAAUCCCUCCUCCGUUGUCAUUUGUGGAGACAGCGCUGGAGGUAAUCUUGCUGCUGGCAUCUCUCAAGUUCUGGUCGCUAGGACAGAUAUUCCGAAACCUUUGGCUGUGGCUCUGAUAUACCCGUCUGUCCAGAUGAUUGAAUACAACUUACCUGCAUACCAGCAAAAUGGUAUGGUGCCUCUUUUACUCCGAGAGCGCUCACAGUUCUACAGACUGACCUAUUUAGGAGGGGAUUUGUCCAUGUCAGAAGGAUUGGUCAAUGGUGUCCAUGUUCCUCCUGAACUGAGAAAGAAAUUCUCGAAGUGGUUGGAUGCCGGUAAUAUCCCUGAUGGGUUUAAGGUUAGAGGUUUUAAACCCCAUGAGAUUUCUGACUUUAACAAUGAAAUAUAUCAAAGACUCAAGCAUGCCUUUGACCCAGCUUGCUCUCCGUUGUUAGCCGAGGACGCUGUCAUAUCCCUGCUGCCAAAGACUUACAUUGUGACGUGUGAGUAUGACGCUAUCCGUGAUGAUGGUAUACUCUACAAAAAACGGCUGGAAGAUAACGGAAUACCGGUCACCUGGUAUCACGUUAAAGAUGGCUUCCAUGGAAUGGUCAGCUUCUUUGAUCAGCCAGCCUUUGAAUCGGGGAAACAGGCCAUGGAUAAUUUUGUUAACUUUGUAAAAGAGGCCUGA